UUGAAUUUAUCAAUUAUCGUUUUUAUUAUUAUUUUAUUCCAGAUUUUUAUUGAAAACAUUGCUGUUCAGAUAAAGUUUUGGAACAUUGUUGAAAUAACAUUUAUUUGAUAUUUAUAUAAAAUUUGAAUGAAUUGACGUUUAUAUAAUUCGUAAAUUUUCAAUUUUAACUUUUAAGAAUGUCAAUUGUGGAUAAUAUUUUUAAUUUUCUAUGUUUUCUUUAAUUUUUUUAUUGACAAUCUGCCGCCAUCUUUAUGUCACUGGAGAAGCAGAACGAUUUCAAGAAUUGGGAUUUAUUAUUAUAGAACAUUUGAAAGUAACAUACCCUUGAUUUUGCUGUAGUUAUUUGUCUCCUUGAAUUAAUGCAUGAUGUCUGUUGAAUAGUAAUUUUGAAAUAUUUUUAUAAGUGACACAUAUCAAAUCCCAGUGUGUUUGUUAGUGUUUUUAGAGUUCCUGGUUUACAAUACUGGACUGAAAUUUAUAACGCGCAACAUAAAUAAUAAGUGUUAAAACACAUUGAAAAUUGUUGGUGAAGCAAUGAGCCGUCAAGAAGGUGGACGAAUUUCAGUUCCGGAUGAAUUGCGUGAUUUGUUGCUGGAAUUUACAAUUAGUUACUUAUUGGAACAACCAAGUGACAUAUUAACGUAUGCAGCGGAUUACUUUAUAAAACUGCGUGAAAAUCGUACAAAUGAAAUAAUAAGACCUACUUUAGAUGGACCAGAAUCACCAGAUGAUUCGGUAAUAUCCGAGGAAGAGGCACCUGUUAUCAGAUUCUCAAACCGAAGGAAGUCUGUGUUUGCAGAAUCGUACAAUCCAGAAGAAGAUGACGACGAUGAAGGUGUCAAGGUUGUAUAUCCAAAAUCAGAUGAACAGAGGCAGCGGUUAGCAGAAAGUGUCAAAAACAUUUUCCUCUUUCGAACAUUAGACAAGGAACAAACGCAGAAUGUAUUGGACGCAAUGUUCGAAAAGAAAGUUAUUAGUGAUGAGUACAUAAUCAGACAAGGCGAUGAUGGAGACAACUUCUAUGUUAUUGAAAGCGGAGUGUACGAGGUGUACGUGCAGUCGGAGCACGACCAGGAGCCCAAGCACAUCCACACGUACGACAACGUGGGCUCGUUCGGGGAGCUGGCGCUCAUGUACAACAUGCCCCGGGCCGCCACCGUCAAGGCCGUCUCUGCCGGCUCCCUCUGGGCCAUGGACCGCAUGACCUUCCGGCGCAUCGUGCUCAAGAGCGCCUUCAGGAAGCGCAAGAUGUACGAGCAGCUCAUAGACAGCGUGCCCAUGCUCAAGGCACUGCAGCCGUACGAGCGCAUGAGCCUGGCGGACGCCCUGCUGCCCCGCGUGUACAGCGACGGAGAGCUGAUCAUCAAGCAGGGGGACUCGGCCGACGGCAUGUAUUUCGUGGAGGACGGGCUGGUGCAGAUCACCGUGCUCAACGACGAUGGCCGGGAGGUCGAGGUCAGCAGGGUCGAGAAGGGUGGUUACUUUGGGGAGCUGGCGCUGGUGACCCACAAGCCACGGGCAGCCUCGGUGUACGCGGUCGGCACCGUCAAGCUGGCUUUCCUUGACGUGGAAGCUUUCGAAAGGCUGCUAGGACCAUGCAUGCAGAUCAUGAAGAGGAACAUAGAUGAUUACGAUGAACAGCUUGUUCGAAUUUUUGGCUCCAAAACCAAUAUCACUGACAUCCGCACCACAUAGUCAUCAGAAAGUGUUUAUGUACCUGUUCUUAUGCUGUGUUGACCGAUCCUCCCCUGUGAAAAAAAGAUUAUUGUCUAUUCCAAACACAUGAAAGUUUAUCCAGAUCUGAUGAAAUACUUGCGUAUUAUAUUUAUGGUAUUGAAGCAAAAUGUAGUGUGAGCAUAGAGUUUGAUGUUAUUUAUUAAUAAUUGUUCAUUAAAGUUUAAUCUUUUAUCAGUAUAUGCAAGUCCUGCAACAUUUGACAUAUUUUAUCACAGUAUUUAUGUUAUGUAUUCAAAUUUUUUAUGUGAUUAUAAAUUAGUGUAGUUCUUGCAGGGCGAAAUGUGCUGCUUGCCAUGCUAUUUUUCGUCUGAAUCCAUGUACGUGGGCGAAGGUAGUGUAACUGUAUGUUUUAGGUCCUUUAUCAAAUUGCACAAAUAUUUUAAGCAUGAAUAAACUAUUUUUUUUGUACCUGAAUAAAGUGUGUAGCUAAUUGAUUUGAAUUUAUUUAUUUCAUAAUUUAUUUUAUUUACAGUUAAUUGAUGAUUCAAUUUAGUAUAUAUGUAUUUAUGUAAAUAUGGAGGUUGAAAUUUUAUUUUUUUUAUUAAAGCUUUAUCAACAUUAAUGCUUGUUGCUAAUUUAUUGACAUUUUAUGUUUAAAUAAUACAUAAUGAAUUUAAUUAACAGCUGAAAGUAAAUACUUUUUGAAUGAAUUGGUGAAUGUGCAUACAUUCCACAUGGUGUUUAAAUUUAAGUUAACUUUGAGUUUGUGUAGAUAUUGCUCUUAGCUUGUCGAGGUGAAAGGGGGAAAAAAAAAACCAGUUACUUCUUUCAUUUUUAUACUCUGUGAUUAUUUAGAUGAAUUUGCAGGCAGCAACAUUGGAAUGCAAUAAUCAGUGUUCAAAUUGUGAAGGAUAGAUCUUAUCUUUCUAGUCAGAGAAAAUAAAACGUCAAUGUGUGUGGCACACUUGCCCUAUUGAAUUGUAAAUUGUAGGCAUUAAUAAUAUAAAUAUUAUAUAUUUAGAAAGACACAUAAUGUGUUGGCUGUAUUAGAAUUUCAUUGACCAGUAUUGCAGUGUUUGAAAGGCUUUUUUAUUGCUUAUUUUUUGUAGCAUUUCAUGACUGUUUUAAUGUGGUGUCAAUAGUUUUGUUAUUCAGUGUUCAUCCAAGUACCACCUGUUUGUUCCCUGUUGACCUGUUUUGAUAGAGAAAGUUUUAAAUAUUUUUACGUGGUUUGAAUAUAAAUCUUUAAUCUUAAAUCAAGCGUGUGUGUAUGUAGGUUCAUUGUAGCAAUGACUUUGUUUUUGCCAACUCCAGCCCAUGCUUCUAAUGACUCUAAAAAAUUUCUGCCAGUUAUACAUGUUUCUUUGUGUCAGAAAGACUUGAUAUUGUUUGAAUUUAGAAUUAUCUUGCCAAAAAAACUUUUUUUUUUUUGCUACAGGCAGGUGGCAUAUAGAUAUUACUAUGUAAAAGUGGGUUAUUAUUCAUAGAAUUUGACUAAAAAUACAUUGUUCAGACUCGGAAAAAUUUAGAGUUUCAGAUCUAGCGAUUUACGUCUAUAUUAUUUGCAAGUAAUAGGUCGAUUCAACAUGUGCAGUUCUCAAAUUUUCUUGAACAAAAAAGUGUGUCCUCCCUGCAUUUCUUUUCUUGUUGACAGCAAUUGGGUGGAACCUGCUAUUCCUCUGACAACAGCUAUGUCGUGGGGAUCAGGGUGUUACAGGUGUGCGUGAUGUGCUUAAAGGCUGCAUAGUCUCCUACAGUCGCCCAGAGACGCUCUGGCGGCCGGUACUGUGGCAAAAUGGUGACAAAGUAAAUGUCUAUUCAAGGAAAAGAAAAAAAUAACAUUAACUGUAGGGUUAGGUAUGCCAAUGGGAGAGUCAUGUGAAAUGCAUGGGUGCAUAAAUCACAAAAAAAAAAGUGAAAAUCCAAGAGGCAAGAGCGGAAGAGGCAGGAAAAGAGGAGGCAGAGGACAGGAAAUGUAUGUUACUAACUACAUCAUUACUCUGUGGGAAUGUGAAGAAGCAACAAGAAUUCUCGGGGUGGCUACACGGCCGGGAAAAUCAGAAAACUUUGAAUUAUCCGGGAAUUUUUUUGGUGCUGGGAAAACUGUGAGAAACCCAGGAAUUUUUGAAAGCCAUUAGGAUUUUUUUUCCUAGCAAGCUGAAAAUAGCUUGAAUGAAAAAUUGUUCAUCAUGCCUGUGAACUGCAUCACGUGAGAGCUGUGUGCCAUUUAUUUGAGCACUGUUCACAUCGUAGUGGAAAAACUACUCUCCACGAUGCCUACAAAUUGCAUCACUUAUACCCUUUUUUGACUGCUGUUUACUGGCAAACCUCCGCUGCGGAUUUGUGACACUUGUUAAGAUAAUUAGUGAUUUGUCAUAGGGGUUGGAAGUGUCUACUCAGUUUCUUUCUUCUCUCCUGUUUUUUUUUUACUUUAACAUCCUAAGGUUGGCAUGGUGGUAAUAAUAAACUGAAGCUACUGCCAAAAAUUGUUACUUUUAUUUGUCAUGUAAAAGACUGAAAGCUCUAUUCAGAAUAAAAUGACACCUAAAACAACUAGACUAGUGGAGAGUGCCAUAAGGCAAGUGAUAAAUGCAGGAGUUCAAGCAGUUAAAAUCACAAAUCCCUUGAAAGCAGCGCAAAAUGCCAAUGCUUGGCAUGUGAAUAGCAUAUUGCACGCAAAUAAAUGCAGCAAAAGAGAAGAAAUGCUGUGCUAGAGAGAUGAGGGAGAUUGAGACAACAAAAGUUAACUGCUCAGUGAAGGUAGGAAAGAGGUGGUAUUAAUUUAUGAGCAUAUAAAAUAUAAAAACACUGUUAAUUGACAGUAUUAUGUAGUAGUUUAGCAUACUUGUAAUUUAUUAGUAAAAGAUUUUCUUAAACAAUAUAUUCUGUGUACAUUAAGUUGGAUAUAACUGGAGAUUCAUUUCCUUAAAAGUAACUGAAAUAUUUUAAAUUUUUGUGAUGUGAAAUGUAAAAUAAAGAAAACUGUGAAAAAUAUUUGGAUGUUUUAAGACUGACUUUGAAAAUCAAAUUUGUUGAAAAUAGCUCAUCAGAUGUAAAAGUUGAUGUGUCCCAUAAUAAAUUCUCAUGGUUGUUUAGCAUAUAAUAUGUGUAUUAUGUCGCUGCCUCAACAUUGUUAAGUUGACUUUAUUUUUUUCCUUCAGUGGUUACUUGUUCUUAAAUAAUGGAAGGCAAAACCUGGAAUUUUUAAACUUGGAGCUUUCAAAACUUGUAAAUAUCCAGGAAUUCAGAACUCCAUGUAGAGUAGCCACCCUCAUUGUGUAUGUGCAAAGUAUUACUUGGAAGGAGAUAAAAACACUGUUAGAAUGUGAAACACGAUAAAGGUCGGAGAUAUCGGUAAAGGAUUGGGAUCUUGGUCUAUGGAAAUGAACCAUCUCAGAAUGUGUGUAAAUUUUUUUUUCCCUAAAGAAAUCAUGGAAAACCGAUAUCAAGAUGGAUGGACUGGAAUUUGAACCACGGUUACUCCGCAUGCAGACCCAGUGUUUUACUUUUGCACCUCUCAUUGUUUCCUAUUCUGAUUGAGUGCAGAGAGGUUUUCUUGUCCUUCCCGGCAGUUGGCGCAAGUCGAUCCAGACGGUAGCUGGUGGUAGACGCUCAGCCACUUCCAGUAAACAACCCAGGGCUUUAUAGCUGAGGGUCUGAGAUGUUUACAAUGCGAGAGAUCCUGUAUUAAAACAGCACAGGAAAACUCACGAACCACGGGUCAUUUAUUUGCCUGCCACACUGACACAAGAUCACUGUUCUAAUGAUGAAUGCAUUAUUACCCAUCACAAAACAAAAGACGUUGAAAAUUAGAAGAAGAAGAAAAAAAGAGGGUGGUAUUGGUUGUUGAUGCACUAAAUACCUUACAGUACAGACAAUGGCCUGCUUUAUUUUUUAAUGUUUGUAAUUGGCCCUCACUGUAAGGUUGGCCAACGCUAAGAGUCUCAACUCAAAGCCACACAUUAUCCUUUGUCCGGCUGCGUGGCGAAUGAGAGGCCAGAGCAACUUCUAGCUGCCGAUAGCAGGGAGCGACUACAUGUUGGGAGAGGAAUCUGGAAUUUCAAAUGAGGCAUUUCGAAGAAUGAUGGCGAGUAAUGUUCGAUGGCUAAACUAUACAGUUGAAUGUGGUUCAACUAUAACGUAGAACAGAAAUGUGAAUCGACCUUGUGAAUUGAUUUAAACAUUUCUGUCUUGACAUAAUUAAAAUACUCGACUACAAUGUAUUUGAUGUCAACAUGCUUGAAUAAAUUUGAAUACUCAGUUUUAUUUUUAAAGUAUAGUUAUUGCAGACUUUGUGGUGUUUUCAGUCAGGUUAUUGGCACUACAAGCUGUGUCUUCAUGUGGUGACUGGGUUUUGAAAGUAUGAGAAUUUCUAAUGUCUAACAACACCAUAGUGUAGGCCCUAGAAAUUUAGGUUAUACUGACAUUGAUGCCAGCUUACCUAAUCAAUUUUUUUUAUGCUGGGUAAGGAUUUUUUUAAAGAUAUUUUAUCUAUUUGACUAUUGAUACAAUAUUGCUGUUUUGAAAAAAAUAUUUUGUUGCUGAGCACUUUAUCAGUUAAAUUUAAACUAGACAAGACACAUUAACUAUUGUUAAUUCUAAGAACUUAGUUUAUGGCAUUUUUGUUUUUGAAGAUUUCUGCUAAAAUAAUUUUUAGUCAGUUAAAAUUAAAUUUAAGUGUGAUUUGUAUACUAAGAUUUUCAAAUUUAUGAUCUUUAUUCGUAAGUAAUCAUGGAAGACAAUUUAUUUAUCUGUUCAUUAAUUUAUUCUUUUUUUUUUUUUAUUGCUAUAUGGUGAGUAAAUUUUAACCAUCAAUUUUUUUUGUGGCCAAGUAUGUUAAUUGUUUACAGGUGGUUUGAAAUAGUUGUUUAUUUGGCAUGUUAUUUUUGGUUUUGGUGCAAUUGUCUGUCAUUGCAUUGAGAAAGUAUUUGCAGUGGUCAAACCAUAGAGUGAAUAUAGUAGUAGAGUUUAGACAGGGCUGCAUAGUAGGGAAUAUUUGUGGUCAACACCUAGUAUAUUGCUUAUAAACAUGACACAUUCUUGACAUACCGAUAAGGACGGUGACAUUUUAUUUAUGUAAACAAAACCAUGGCAUCGUAUUACAAUACAGCUCAGCUACUUAUGUAUAGUUAAAACAUGAUAAAUGAAAUAGAUUUUAUGAAACUUGCUAUUUCGUCAAAUCAACCUGUACGUUCCAUAAUUGUCAUUGCCAGUGUAGAGAAAACCAGUGGUUUGUCUGACAGUCAGUAAUGUAUAUUUGGCACGGUGUGCAGAAACACAAAUUUACUCUACCUCUUUAUUUACUCUAUGGAUAUACUAACUACAUAGCUUGAUUGUUUUGUGGCACACAUUCUUCCAUCUUUUGUGACAGUGAAUUAAUUACACUUUCACUCUGCUGUUCACAUUUUAUUUGAUAACUGCAUAUAAACUGUGUUACUGGUGAACCUCCGCAGCAAAGGUGAAGAAUGGGGCUCUUGUAAAGAUGGGUUGCUGUGAUUAGUUGUAGGGGGAGGAGUCACUACUCAAUGUAACGGUAGAUUACUGUGGUUGAAAGGUUCUCUAUGAAGAAUUUAAAGCUAGGAACAUGUUUUUAUAGCACUCAACUUAUGAAAAUACUGGUGGGGAUUUAAAUUUUUUAUGUUAAUUAUUUUUUUAAUGUGUAAACUGUUUUCAUCUCUGGCAGCUGCUGAAGUAGUUUUAGUUGUGCCCUUAUUGCUGUAUUGUGUAUACCAAUGCUGUCUUUUCAUAAAAUUUUGCUGUUGAUUACUACUGUCAUAGUUUAAACAACAUUUAAAAGCUACUAAAUCAUGUUCAGGAAAUACAUGUUUAUCACAGAAGCAAUAUUGUCUUACAUAAAUCCUUUCUAUUUUACAUAAUAUUAAUUAGUUUGUAUUUAAUGUUAAAUGGUUAAUUUGGUUCAGCUCUGAUGCAACUAACAUCGUUAGCAAAGUUACAUGUAUUUUUUAUUAACGUAACUAACAUUUUAUGAAAUUUAUAAAAAAAUAUGUUUUUAAAAUGAACAUUGAAUUUGGUUCUCCUAAUAGAGUGGCCACCUUGAGAUUUCCUGUCACUCCUUAUUGCAUUGUUUAAAUUUUUCGGGAUGUGUAGUUGUGAAUGGUGCAAAUUUGUGUUUGAUGAAAUGACAUGAGAAUGUCAUGCAUAUGUUUUUUUAAUGUUUCAAAACAGCUGAGUCAUCUAUAAAAGUAUGUUGUGUCAAUUUGUUUAAAAAAUCAAAAGUACAUAAAUUUCAUUCAAAAUAUCUAUUGAAUGCUAAAAAUGUUAAAUGACAACAUUUUUAACUGUUAGUAUCCUUCAAAUAUUUUGUUUCAUUGUGCUUGGUUGAUGACUGUAAGCAUUCAUUGUGCAGCUCUUUAAGUAUGUGUGGAGACGUUGAAGUGUAUUUUGUUAUAAAUGUUCAGAUGACCGUCUGUCAUUCGUCAGAUUAACAGGCUAUGUUAUGAAGCCAAAUCAUUUUAUCUGCAACAAAGUUCUGAUACAGCAUUAUAAAACUGCCAUCAAGUUGAAUAUUUUGAGCAGCUAUUAAAUGUCACUGUUUUGGUUUACCAGAAUUUUUUGUAUUUUUUUUUUCCGUGGUACUGCACACUAGUUGGUUUGUGAUAGAGCUUGUUUUAAAAAUCAAUCUUUAAAAUUCUGUUCUGCAACAUUUAUAUUUGGUGCCUGUGUUGACGUCCUGGCAUCCUAGAAAUGCCAUCCUUCAGUGAAUUCUUCCAUUGCUGUAGAGACUGACCAGGAUUGAUGUUUCAGUCCUCAUGUUCUCCUCAUCGGUUUGCCAGUGAAGAUGAGAUGCACUUGUUAAUGAAUUGCCCACUAUCUAUAUGUGACGUUACUGUAAUGUGUGUGUGCUCACAAGGGGAAGCUACUACGUUCAGAUCACUGUUUUUAUUUAAAAUUUGUACACUUUCAGUAGUCCGUUAGGACAACAUAAUGUGCAAUUAAAGUGUACUACUUGGGCAUUUUCGAGAAAAUUGCAAGAGAAUAUUUAGGUGUUGAGUAUGUACCGGUGCAUUGUGACCUUGAGCGCGAGAUAGCGGUGGUUGAGUGGUUAGCGUUCAAGCUCCGUGAUCGCUGUCUCCAGAUUGAGUCCCACUCAUGGUUUUUUUUAAUUAAAUUUAUUUUUCAACACUGGUCAUAUUCUUUCAUAUAAAUUACAAUUCAAAGGUAAAUAAAAUAAAAAAUUAUCAUUAUUUGCAUUAAAUUUUAUUGAAUUUCCAAUUAUUUUGUCUGUUCACUAAUGUUUAAUAUUACAACAAACAAAAUAAAAAAAUAAAUAAUAAGGAAUGUCUCAAAUUACGACAGGCAUAAAUUUUGUUUUAUGUUUGUCAUUUACUUGUUGAUUAUUAUAAAUAUAAUAACAAUGCAUCUGUACAUAUUUGACCCGCAAAGCUUCUCUUGCAAUUUUCUCGAAUGCGCCCACGUAGUACGCUUUACUACUAGCACUAUGCUGUCCUAAUGAACUACUAAAAGUAUACAAAGUUAGAAUAACAUUCGUGAUCCGAACAUCGUAGCUUCCCCUUGUUAGUUCGACAUGUGGCUUGUUCCUUAAGUUAUUGUAUGUUGUGUUUUUGUUUGUUGUGCCUGUAGUUACAAAAUAGGUACUGUAUUUACCUGCAGAAGGGUUGGUUGCCCCCUGAAAAUGGGUCACAUCUAUAAUUUUUGGCUUAAAAUUCAUUUUGACCGUAAGAAUCACCUUAAAAUAAGUGUCGCACCAUAUAUCUAGAAUUCCAUAUACACUAGAACCUCGAUUUUACGAAUGAUGAUGGUUCCACGGAUUGCAUUUGCAAAAUCGCUACCUUUGUAAAAUUUUGAACCCCCUCCUCCCCCCUGAAGAAAAAUGUAGAUAGUUUUAACUUUUUGAACUAAAUAUAUCUGGUAUGAAAAUAAAAAUAUUGGGUCUUAAUAAAUGAAAUACCAUUAAAUAUUAAAUACUAUUAAUGCAACAAAAAAAUAACAUCUGGCCCCAGUCCACCUGCAUGCUGUGGCUUGAACUGCUUGGUCAUGCUACCGUCUCUCCCGUAGCAAACCUGUCUACUGUACGUUACAGCAUAUCGCACCUUUCAUACACACUGUUGUUCCUACGAUCGUGUGAAUAGUGACUUCUUCCAUUUGUAAACAGCAUGUGGAAUGUUGAUACUAAUAACUGCUCGUAUUUUUUUUGUAGGCCUACAUAUUUUAAACAUUUCUCACGUGAAAUAAAAAACCUAACCACCUUCAGUAUUGCGUAGUGUUACAAGAUAUGCCCAGGGCCUGGUUGAUAAACUGGUAAUAUUUUCUGCCUUCUAUUUCUACACUUUUCCCCACAUCAGCUUUAUAAGUUAAUCUUCACAGCUUAGUUGAAUAACUGCACCCCGCGCCUACAAACAGCAUCACUUAUACCAUUUUUGAGCGAACCUCCCCAGCAGAUGUGAAGCUAUGUCUGACUGGGGGCUGGCAGGCGACAGACUCAGCAAAAUGGCAGGUUAUGAUGCUUUACACGCACUGCUGAGUUAUUGCAAUUUAUACUACUAGUUGUGACAUAUUUAUUAAAAGCAAACACAGGCUGUAUAUUUAAGUACAUAGUUAAAAACACAGCGCAAAGUUAAUUUUUUUCACCUGAAGUGAAAAACUCUCAGUGUCGACCCUCAUAUUUUUAAACAACAAAUCUGCAUAAAAUGUGUGACCCAUAUGCAGGUAAAUACAGUAAUUAGCUUAUCCACUGAAACUGUUCCAUUCCUAUGUAACCUGCUACUUGUAUCGUAGUGACAAUCUAUAUGCUUGUAUGUACAUAAAGUAUCCAGAACCAUUUACGUGAGGACACUUUGAAAGAAUAUUUUGUAUUGUGCAUGUAUUGAAAUAAUUAUGAAGACGGUUUUUGUAGAAUAUAACACCUGGCGAGGAUUAUUGAAAGAAAAGAGCUGUGCGACAUUACAUAAAUUGAAAUGUGCCUUGAUGUUACAUGCUGCAUUUGGUAUGAGGAUCAUUAUAAAUUUUUAUGAUUUCGAUAAAUUUUGGAAUUAUCAUCUUGGAGGAAGUUGCCCCUGAAGAAUUAAGUUCGAAUACAAAUAUACAUGUGGUUGUAAGACAAUGAAGGAUAAGAAACAUGUUUUAUGAAAAAUGUGGGGAAUAUCAUGUUAAGUGUGUUUUACCAAUAAUUUUAUUUUUAAUGUUAUAUGAAGACCAUUUUAGAGGAUGUUUGAGGGUUCAUUAUUAAAAUAAUUAACAUUAAAAAAUGAAAUUAAUUUUUGACUGAAGGUCGUUUUUGCAGUAUAUAUUAUUUAAUUCUAUAAGAACAUUUAUGGUAGUAAAAUAUAUUGGAACAAUUCAAUUUGUGUUGCUCAAUUGCUCUUGUCUGGCAAUUACACCCAGAAUUCAUUUGUGCUUCUGUGGAUCCACACCUACCCUUGCUGUUGAUGCUGUUAGGUUUACAAAUAAAAAUGUAAUUUUUAUUUUGUAUUUCAGUGCUAUAAUAGGAGCCAAGAUUAAAGCGCUGUUUUGUUCAGUAGACAAUUAAAAUAUGUAGAUGUGGAAUUAAAUGUUAUAGUUGCCAUGGUCCUGGGUAGCGUCGUGAAACUCAUUUUCCACUCAUCACUAGUAAAGAGCUUAUACUGACCUGUAGCGUUUCACGCAGUAGAUUUCCAGACAUCUGCACCAGGUGGUUUCUAAAUGUUGCUUUUUACUGGCAUUAACUGACUGUUCCUGUGACAACUUUUCUGUACCUUCGUGUACUAUUUUCUGUCAGAGCUUGUGUUAAACUUGACACUGGAAAAUGUACAAGAGCAACUAAACACUGCUUAAAUAAAAAUGUAAAGUUCUGUGGUGCCUGAAUGCAUUUUCUCUGCCACAGGUAAUUGUUAACAACUUGUAUUAGAAGGCAUGUAGUAGUAAUAAAUUUCCCAAUAAAUUAAUGUUUUCCUAAAA
Messenger RNA from Bacillus rossius redtenbacheri, 11592 nucleotides. It is a transcript of the gene Pka-R2, whose product is annotated as cAMP-dependent protein kinase type II regulatory subunit. Gene Ontology annotation, cellular component: cAMP-dependent protein kinase complex. Gene Ontology annotation, molecular function: cAMP binding; protein kinase A catalytic subunit binding; cAMP-dependent protein kinase inhibitor activity. Bases 535 to 1695 code for a protein of 386 amino acids. Gene Ontology annotation, biological process: negative regulation of cAMP-dependent protein kinase activity. The record is from RefSeq and is a predicted model, not a curated record. The transcript has 8 exons. NCBI's taxonomy places the organism in Eukaryota, Metazoa, Arthropoda, Insecta, Phasmatodea, Bacillidae.